Molecule: messenger RNA, 1840 nt
Organism: Triticum dicoccoides
Lineage: Eukaryota; Viridiplantae; Streptophyta; Magnoliopsida; Poales; Poaceae
Product: rop guanine nucleotide exchange factor 3-like
Exons: 7
Coding region: 217-1635 (472 amino acids)
Molecular function (GO): guanyl-nucleotide exchange factor activity
Source: RefSeq, a predicted model, not a curated record
UUGUCCCCGCUGCCACUCCCCCCGCAUGUUCCGACUCCUACACCGCCCGCCUUGUCCUCCACUGCGCCACCACCAUCGCUAUCCAGUUCCCAUUCCUGCCUGCCCGGCUUCGAUCGAUCACUCGGCGCGCACCAUCACGACGCACGCCGCACGCGCCGCCCAGAGCUGUGCCUGCGCGUGAACUAAGCGGCCGUCGGUGCAUGCGCGGGGAUAGACAUGGACACGCCGACGUCGUCGACGUGGGAGGAGGGCUCGCAGUCCGACUACGCCGACCUCGACGACGAUGACAUGCCCCUCGACCAUCAGCGCGGCAGCGUGCUGCGGGCGCUGAACCUCCGCCGCGACGACGAGCACGACGAUGACGCCGCCUCCGACGUGUCGUCCGAGUGCAGCGGGGAGCCCGGGAGCCCGUACGGGUCGCCGUACCCGCGCUGGCCGGUCUGCAAGCUGGCGGCGCGGAUGCCGCCGCCGGCGCCGCUGCUGCAGAGGCUCGGCACGGAGGCGCGCCGCGGCGGCGCGCGUGACCGCAAGGCCGGUUGCACCGAGUUGCAGCUGAUGAAGGAGAGGUUCUCGAAGCUCCUGCUCGGGGAGGACAUGUCCGGCGGCGGCAAGGGUGUCUCCACCGCCGCCGCCAUCUCUAACGCCAUCACCAACCUCUACGCGACCGUUUUCGGGAGCUGCCACAGGCUGGAGCCGCUGCCGGUGGAGAAGAAGUCGAUGUGGCGGCGGGAGAUGGACUGCCUGCUCUCCGUCUGCGACUACAUCGUCGAGUUCUUCCCGUCCAAGGACAUCCUGCCCGACGGCACGACCCGAGAGGUGAUGGCGACCAGGCCGAGAUCCGACAUCUACGUCAACCUCCCGGCGCUCGAGAAGCUCGACGACAUGCUGCUCGAGAUCCUGGACGGCUUCCAGAAGACGGAAUUCUGGUACCUCAACGACAAGGCGCACAAGGACAGCUGCGACGACUCGGCGCCCUGCCGUCCGGCGAGCCACCGCGGCGAGGAGCGGUGGUGGCUACCGGUGCCGUGCGUCACCAAGUCCGGGCUCACGGAGCCGGCCCGGCGGGACCUGCGGCAGAAGCACGACUGCGCGAGCCAGAUCCACAAGGCGGCCAUGGCCAUCAACAACGGCAUCCUCGCCGAGAUCAAGAUCCCAGAAUCGUACACGCAGACGCUUCCCAAGUGCGGGCGGGCGAGCGUGGGCGACGCCAUCUACCGGGGCAUGUCGUUCCCGGGCAAGUUCUCGCCGGAGUACCUGCUGGACUGCCUGGAGCUGUCGUCGGAGCACGAGGCCCUGGAGGCGGCGGACCGCGUGGAGGCGGCAAUGCACGUGUGGCGGCGCAAGGCGGGGCACGGCCACGCUCGGUCGCCGUGGGGCGCCGUCAAGGACCUCAUGGAGUCGGACAAGAACGUGAUGCUGGCGAGCCGGGCCGAGGACGCCCUGCUCUGCCUCAAGCACCGCUUCCCCGGCCUCUCCCAGACCACGCUCGACGCCAGCAAGAUACAGCACAACAAGGACGUCGGGCAGGCCGUGCUGGAGAGCUACUCCAGGGUGCUGGAGAGCCUGGCGUACACCAUAGUGACAUGUAUAGACGACGUUCUUUUCGCCGACGAGUCGGCGAGGAAGAUCGGAUGAUGAUCAUUCGUUCAUCCUGCCCGGACCUGGACCUGGACCAGAAAACCAAAAUGCUGGUCCAUACACCCGUCCAACAAUAUGUACAUUAUGCCAUAACAUGUAGUGCUAGUACACUAAUGGAAGAUAGCAGCAUGAGCACAGUAGGCUACUCCCCUAGCAUAGCCAUGCUUGGGGCUACAUUCAUUCCAAUCCCAUGGCCCCUCAG